ACCCUCUGUCCUGAUUUUUUUUCACAUUUGCUAUCUGGUCACCCUACGUAGUUCAGAGAGAUGGGUCCAGAUCUGGAGCUCAGGCCUUGUCCACCUGGCGGGGUUUCAGCCGCUAGUGUGGCUGCUCUGACGUAGGCAGGCAAAGCCAAUAUAAGCCAGGGCUUCUCAUCUCGAUUUCAAGAAGGUGCAAAUCACAGCAUCCAAUAUAGUCUGUCUAUUCUGUAGCUUGCAUUGGUGCAGCCACACCUGUGGGCUGUCACUGGGGCCAAUCUUCAGUGUGGACCAAGCCUCACUUAAACUGGUGUAAAACUGGAGUGACUCUGGAGUAAGGCCAUUGGACAGGAGAAAAGAAUCUGGCCCCUCGUGUUUUGCAGUGGUCCAGCAGACUCAUGUCCAAUGUUUUUCCCCCUCCAGGUCGCACCUCCUGGUGUGAUGAGCGAUGAUUAUCCAAGGCUGCAGGGCAGGGAGAGCUGAGUUCUGCUGUGAGUGUGACAUCUCUGCCAGCUGGAUCACCGCUGCAGUCUCUGACGGUGAUGAGUAGAACAAGGGUUAAAGAGGGUUCGCCCAGAUUGAAAUGGUCCCGGUGAACGGAGCAACUUUGUAACGGCAGCUAGUACUUAUCUGUGUAAAACCGGCUGCAAACCCCGCCGUGAGCUGCCAUCGCCUUGACAGAUGCGCUGUGCUGCCUUCAAGAUCCCGCACAGAUGUUCCUCGUCCACCCGACAGGAAGCUUCGUCGAGCCAAGAUUAGCAUACUGAAGUCACCAACAGCAGUGCUUUUUCAAAGCUUUCCGGCUAUGCAGUGAAGAUCUGCAGCAAAGAAGCAGCUAUUUUUUUCCUCUCCGUGAAAGCUCAUUCUCCGGAAUGGCUUGUUUUAGCGCGGUGUAUGCGCUCGUGUUUCCAUGCUUGAACCAAAAAUCCUGCCAGAUUCCAGCUAGGCAGAAGAAGAGGUUGAAACUUGUCUGAGGAAGGAUGAACUGGGAAGCCAGUUAUAAAUGAUUAGCCCUUAUGACCAACAUGAGCUGGAGUUUUCUCACCCGUCUGCUAGAAGAAAUUCACAAUCACUCCACUUUUGUGGGGAAGGUCUGGCUCACCGUGCUGAUCGUCUUCCGUAUCGUCCUGACGGCUGUUGGAGGGGAGUCCAUAUACUCAGAUGAACAGAGCAAAUUCACGUGUAACACCAAGCAACCAGGCUGUGACAAUGUCUGCUACGAUGCCUUCGCACCGCUAUCACAUGUCCGGUUCUGGGUCUUCCAGAUCAUCAUGAUCUCAACCCCUUCCAUCAUGUACCUGGGCUAUGCCAUCCAUAGGAUCGCUAGGUCCUCCGAGGAGGAGAAGAGGCUUAAGGUACUCAAGAAGAAGAAGAAGCAGUUUGCUUUGAACUGGCAGGCUGUCCGUAACUUGGAAGACCCUUUGGAAGCAGACGAAGAGGAGCCCAUGAUCUCCGAUAACACGGUGGAAAAUGAGGAGAAAGCCAAAGCAAACAAAAAGAGCAAGGAGCAGCAGAAGCACGACGGGAGGAGACGCAUUAAGCAAGAAGGGCUGAUGAAGAUUUACGUCUUCCAGCUCCUUGCUAGAGCUUCAUUUGAAGUUUGUUUCCUGGUUGGGCAGUAUUUUCUCUAUGGCUUUGAGGUGGAAGCAUAUUUUGUCUGCAACAGAGCCCCUUGCCCUCACACCGUGGACUGCUUUGUGUCAAGGCCGACAGAGAAGACCAUCUUCCUCCUGGUGAUGUAUGUUGUGAGCUGCCUGUGUCUGUUGCUCAACAUGUGUGAAAUGUUCCACUUGGGGUUUGGGACCAUUCGAGAUGCCAUUCGCAACAGAAAGAUUAAUAGUUUCAGGCAGCCUCCAUACAACUAUUCCUAUUCGAAGAAUAUCUCCUGCCCUCCCGAGUAUAACCUGGUUGUGAAAUCGGAGAAGCCCGCAAAGGUCCCAAAUAGCCUGUUGGCCCAUGAGCAGAACUUGGCUAACGUUGCUCAAGAACAACAGUGCACAAGCCCAGAUGAGAACAUCCCGCCAGAUCUGUCCACCCUUCAUAAACACUUGAGAGUGGCCCAGGAGCAGUUAGACAUCGCAUUCCAGAGCUACAGUGCCACUCAGGCCAACAUGCAGCCUUCCAGAACCAGUAGCCCACCUUCAGGUGGGACGGUGGUAGAACAGAACAGGGUCAAUACUGCCCAUGAGAAACAAGGCGCUAAGCCCAAAGCCAGUUCAGAAAAAGCUAUUUGCCCAGGACGACCCACUGCAGGCUCUCUGCGACAGAGACUGGACUGACAAGCGAGCUGGCUGGCGGGAAGGGGACUCUGUUGAUCAUUCAGAAGAAAAGUCUUGACUACCCUGAGCAACUCAUGUCCUGCAUCGUGAGGCUAUAGUACUGUACUUGUGUUGAGAAGGGUUUAAUUACUAAAUGUCCUUCCUCAAAUUAAUUUGAAUUCCUCCGUUAAAGGGGAAAACAGUGACAUGUUGAAUAAACUGCCACGAUCCACCAGCAUGGCUCGUUUCCUGCCUGGAUUCUUACAUGCACUAACAAGCAGUCAUUGGAGAUGAACGCAACAGAGAUUGCAGCCGUGAGUUCUUCUAACCAUGCAUUAAUGGAACAUGAAGACUGUCGGAAGCACAGUAGCCAUAUUUUAAAGAAUGUACGCAACCCUGAGUGAUUAGCGUUGAGGUAAAUGUUGUAUCCUUUUCUUCCCCCAAUCAGUGUUGAACUGCAAAGCAAACGGGAUCAAAUGCUAUGUAGCAUUUGCAGUCAAUUUGCACUGUAACAAUGCUGCAGUAUAGCAUUCAUCCCAGAGCUGGUGGGAAUUGCAGCAGUUUAGUGUUUUUUAACACUGCUACUGCACAUCUUAAGCAAAAGUGCCUUUAAGCAACCAGGAAAAUGAAAUUCGAAGUUUCUAAUGUCUGUGUUAACUCUUGGUAGAGAUCAGAAGACCAGUGCUGACAAAUUUUGUUAUCAUGUACUUUUGUUUUAAUCAAAAGCUUAUAAAUAGUUGCAGACAAAUAGAUCAAUGCAUAGUGUGUACAGUGUGUGUGUGGAGACAUAUAUUUAAGUAUAUAUACACACACAUCUGAAUAUUAUGUGUGAGAUACAGAUAUAUAUAAUGUAAUAUCAAUCCCACAAUGAUUUUUACAACUUCCCACCCCCACCAAAAAACACCAGCUCAGAAUGGUGGCUGAUUUUUCUCUCUUGGAAGUUGAAUCGCCAGCCCUUGGGCCAGAUCCUCAGCUGGUGUCAGUUGGUUCAGCUUCAUUUAUUUCAUCUGAUCCAACCUGAGACUCUGCCCACUUGGCUUUAAUGGGGACAGGAGAGGGGCCAUUCCCAAAAAGCACUCGUCUGAAGUUUAAGGCCCAAAUCACACGACUAGUUCCACUGGACUUGUGUACACCAGGUUAUUUUGGCUAAAGUUUACCACCAGAGAUACCCACAAUGCAAUGCUAGUGCAGACCAAGUCUAUGCAACAUGGUGCUUAACAAUGCCAGUGGCCACUGGCACCUUGUCUGCUCUAGUUCUGCGGGAGAAAGUGAACCGAUGGUGGGAGAAGUGGGGAAAUCUUAAGAAAAGAAGCCCAGUCUAGACACCGCCAUUGACUUCCAUGAGGCUAUUCAUGUCAGUGAGGCAAGCAGGGUUAGGACCCUAAACACAGCGUGGCUCCAACUAGAAGGGUUUCAAACACUCUCUGUCAGAAAUUCUUUGGCAAUGUAUUUUUUUCAUCAUUGCCAAAGUAUUAUUUUUUUCACGUAUCUGACUUGUACAAAACUGACUGUGUCUGUGGCUUUGUUGUGAAUUAACUCCGGUAACGAGCAGAAAUGUAAUCCUGACCGCUGGGAACAUAGCUGGGGGAUUUAUCGGCCUGGGUGUCAGUGGAUGUGCUGAAGUAAAAAAGUAAAUAAAUAACUGCCCCAUUUUCUGCUCUGUUGCCUCUCGCGGAGAGCCUGAUCCUGCCAGGUGCCUAGGUGUCCUCAAUUCCUACUGUGGCUUUGCAGGAUCCAUUCAGGAGCUUCCAGGAUUAGACCCAUACAUCUCAGACCACGAUAAACCUCUAAACACUCUGAAUGAGCAGAGCACUUAAGAACGUGCUUAACUUUAAGCAAGUAAGUAGCUCUGUGGGCCGACUCGUGCAGAAGUGCUGUAUUCAGUCAGGGCCUAUGAAGGCACUUCCGAAAGCUCUACAGCAUCAUCAGUGAUAGUGACAGAGCAAAUGAUUGUUUUCAAAGGAAUACAUUGACCAGCUCGAGAGCUUCUGGCAAAAAUGUUUAAUAUAUUUUGCUUAGCCACCUAUAAAGUAAUUUAGGGUUUGAUCCUGUUCCCAUUGGAGGACAUCUCCUGGAAGCAGAAUCUGCUCCAUGUGAUUGUUGAAUAUGACUGAGUGACUCGAAGGAACUGAUCACAAAUCAUCAGUUCUGUUUAAAGGAAUGCAGCUUUAUUCUGCUGCCCGACAGGGCACAUGUAGUGGAUUUCCUCAGCAGGAUAGGUCAGGAUUACUCCAUGGGUCUGUCUUAGGAAAGAACUCACUUUAGCCGUGAGUUUUGCACAAAAGGCUCCUAAUAUUUACAACCUGGUGGGGGGUGGAAGAAACAUAUCGGUCUGCUCCUCCUGGCUGAGUCCUUUCUCUUUGCUUCAUGGAACGACUUUGCAUUUUGCAUGGAGUUAAAUUAUUCCUCCUAAACGUGGGACAUACCUAAAAACUAAGAGGGUCUGCUUGAUAAUGGUGGGUUCCAUUAAAAAUGAAAUGUGCUGCAGAUCCCUUGACCCUGGUACAUAUUCUGAACAGGAGCGAUGCCGUGGUGAAGUCAGGCCCACAGCUGGGAAUUGGUUUAUGCUUUAUGCUGCCCAGUGUGGACGUUUAUACUGCGUAUCUAUGUGAAUCUCCCUUGGUUAGCUCUGGCCCUGUGCCCCGCACAGGCAAUUAACAUGGUGACCCUGAUGGAAGCUCUGAGUAGACUGAGGGUUGGAUGCUGCAUGUUUUUUUCCUUAGCGAUGACUCACAAUGCAGCAGGCCCAUUGAAACGUGUCCCCCUGGAGCAGAGCAGUGACUCUCUGCUGCAUGGGGGAGUUUGGGUUGUAUGUUUAUCCUGGUUAUAACAGCAACAACAGCCUCCAGCCCUCAGCAUUUCCUGAACAAUUCCUGCUGGGUGUAAUUGACCCCAGGUUUCCACUGGACUCCUCAGCUAGUCAUUAACCUUCAGGGAGUGUUCUGUGUUUAAUUCAAUCCUGCUUUGAUUGGUGUUGCUGGACCGAGAAUAGCCAGCCAGAGAAAAAGAGCCAGCCCCUUGGCUCUGACUUUAUUUGUAAGGGUGGCUAACGCCAAGCAUUUGCCCAGAAGGCAGAGAAACAAGCUUUAAAUCUGACAUCUCAGAGUCCAUCACAUCACAUGAGCUCGCUCUAAUCAAUGUAUAAUCGGCCCUUAUUGUUUAUUAUAUUAGGAAGAGAUGCACAACCGCUUUGGAUCUGUGCGGGCCUUGUGAGCCCUGCUCUCCCUGCAGCCACCAUCUCUAGGGCUAAGGACCGUCAGCGAGUGCAGGAUUUUGCUGUUAAUACUCUCUUGUCGGUUCUAGUCUAACCUCCUUUCUGAGUGGUCUAUAAUUAUAAUCUCUCAUCACCCAUGCCUAAUGCUGUACAAAGAGCUAAUUAACCCUCAACACGCCUGGAAGGUAACUAUUAUUAACCCCACUUUAUCCAGCAUGGUUAAGACGCUUACCCAAGGCAUCCAGCGGGUCAGUGUCAGAGACAGGAUUAGACUGCAGCGAUUCCAAGUGUCCAGCCCCAUGUUCAGCCUAUUGGCUCCAGUUCACCUGUUUUAGGCAGCCAAUAUGUGGUAUACACAUUUUCAGUGUAGAAACAUUUUCAGUUACAAAAUGAUUGUGUCUGGCAGGGGGGUUGGUUUGGUUUCGUUUCCUGGCUUCACUUGCUGUGGUGAAAAGCAGAUGGCUUGAGAGCUGUGAUUGAGGACUUGCUUGUGAUGCCUUGUUAAAAAGGGAGUGAGUUAAAGAUGGGAUUUCAGAAGCCUCUCUGAAUUUCCUGACCCUUCUGGGUAGCCUAUGCCAGGUACUUAGUGUUACCAUGGUGGUCAAUGAGCUGUAUUUCUGCAGGAGGGACACCAAAUUAUCACCCAAACUAACGGGCAGGGAAGUUGGGCCCUCAGUACCUAUUGAAUGUCUCAAUGUGUGAUUCUCCUUACCCCCCAUUCCACACCAUCAGCAUAACGGGUCAGAUGAUGAUUGCGAGCAUGUCAGUGUUGUACACAAUAGUCCAAAUUCUGUCCUGAUUCAUUCGCUACCCCAGUCAAGUGAACCCAUACAAUCAGUAAAGUUGCAUGGGGCAUAAGAUGGGGCAGAACGUAACUCACAUUUUCCAUAUGCCCCCAUGCAGCUACAGGGCAGUGCUGAACAGCAUGCCUGUGGGGCUAGGCAGUGGCAAUGUGAUAAUAGUAGAUUGCAGAAUCCUGGCCUCAUUCAAGUCACUAGGAGUCUUGCCAGUGACUUCAGUGGGGGAAGCAUUUUACCCAUAAAAGUUUAAAGUCACAUCUGGGGCCAGUGCUGGCUCAUUUCUUGCAGCACCUUGUCCAGGGCUCUGUCCAUUCUAGAAUUAACUUGUAAAAGACCCGAGCAUGGGGCUUCCACCACCUCCCUUGAGAGAAUAUGUCACUGUCUUAGAGCAUUCAGGGUUAGAUUUGUUUCCUGCUAUUCAGCCCGUAAGGUAGCCGUGACCUAGUGGUUGGUGAUAAAACUGAAUCAAGAGACCUGUGUGCUGUUCCCGACCAUGCUACUGAUAAUCUCUGUGACCUUGGUUGAGUCACUUUCCGUUUCCUUAUCUGCAACAUAGGGCUGAUAACGUUUACCCACCUUGGUAAAGCACCUCGAGACUUGCAGGUGAGAAGACACGCUGUGUGUUGCACCUCUGCAGAGCUUCUCUAACCUCCAGCAGCCUUGCCAGCGCUGCCUUUGGGAUGAUCCACAACCCCAAAUCUCUGUAGCACUCAGUGCUAUGGAGGAUUCCCUUUCAACUCACAGCCAGCGCAGCAAGAGUCCCACACUAGGGGAUGAGAGGAGAGGAGCCUAGGCACACUUAGAGCUGCUCUUACACUAGGGGAAUUCUUCCCCAGUCCCUUUGGCUCAAUUACAGCCCUUAUUUGCCAUGGGAGCAGCAUGUAGGAGCCAAAGCAAGGGACAGAAUUGGCCCGGAGAAAUGUACAUUAGUAUUAUUAUGUGAUGUUGCUGAAUGCCCUCCCACUACUUCUUUCACAUCCCUUGGGGACCUCCCAAGCUGUGUUCCCUCUUUUGCUGGUUAUACUCUCUAAGGCCUUCAGAGGUCAUCAUUGCACCAGGCUACCGGGAUUUAAUACUGCCUCGCAAAUGAAUCUGUGCCAAUCUCAAAAAAGAAAUCCCAUUUUUUUAUGGGAAGGAGAAAUAUUAGGAGGCACAAUAAACAUAACCUUCUUAAACAAUGUGGCAAAAAGUUGGGUCCCAGAUUAGGUAAUAAUCCAUCAGGAGCUAACCAUCUAAUUGCUCAGACAAUUGCAACUAAUUCACAUGCAGCAUCCUUCUCGAACGAGAUCACUAUAUGGGAUGGGUUUAAUGCUUUGCUUGUUUUACAGGUUAGUUGUUUCAUUCUCAGAGCAGAUGGGUUUAGUUGUGUAGUUUGUUUAAUCCUAAAUGCUGAAUAUAUUCACUAAAACAUGUCAGAUAAAGUGCUCAUCUUUUUUAUUCAGGGCCUGGAAUGUCCCAGGUAGAAGCCAAAUUACCUUGUUGCUUGCAUUCCAUUCCACUGGAAAAUACUUGAACUUAACUAAAGGCCAUAACAAGUCUGUGCUGUUACAGAGUUUCUGGGAGGUUUUGUACUAACUGUAUUUGUAUUUGAAACUUUUUGCGUAUGAAAUUGAACCUGUAAAUAUUUUUCAGUGUAAAUGUUACAUCUGGAAUGUAGUUAGAAUGUUACACAUAUUUGUCAACAAAACAAACCCCAGCUCUUUGGAUAUUCAAUUUCCAAUACUAAUAACAUGGAAUAAAACAUACAUAUUGUUUACAGUA
Molecule: messenger RNA, 8024 nt
Organism: Mauremys reevesii (Reeves's turtle)
Lineage: Eukaryota; Metazoa; Chordata; Testudines; Geoemydidae
Gene: GJC2
Product: gap junction protein gamma 2
Exons: 5
Coding region: 1008-2270 (420 amino acids)
Biological process (GO): cell communication
Cellular component (GO): connexin complex
Source: RefSeq, a predicted model, not a curated record